UGUAGAAUGCAUCGUAGAUGCUCUAUUUAAGAAAAAAAGUAUACAGCGACUGUAGUUUCAAACAAUGUGACAUAAAUAGAAAAGAAAAGAAACUCUGGAAGCAUGACUUCAUUUAAAACGUUCAGGCCACUACCAAAGAGAAACGAAAGCGAAUCAGAGAUCACGAGCUUAGAAUAAAAGUGGAGAAACGUUUAGACAGCUUUUAGACAGCGAAUGUAUGAAAGAGUGUGCAAUCAUGUUUGAGGUUGCCAUUACUCGCUAAUUAGUAGCUCAAUAUUAUUAUAUCACAACUUCACCACGUCUUCUUAUUUUAUUUUAUUUUUGAAAAAUAACCUUCCCACAUCUCUUUCUGUCCUUUAAAGUCACUUCUAUAAAUAUAUAUACGAAUGUCUCACAAAUCAUAUAAGUCCACAACCUGUAAUUCUUUUGUAGUAAUGAAGACAUUUCCAUAUUGUAGAUCAACAAUGCCUUUCCCAAUCCAAGCCUUCCUCAUCGCUCUUCUCUUCUCUUCCAUUGCUUCAGCAGCUAUCGUCGAACAUGUUUUCAACGUGGAAGACGUGGUGGUGAAACCAUUGUGCCAAGAGCAGAUGAUACCGAGUGUUAACCGAAGUCUUCCCGGUCCAACCAUAAACGUUAGAGAAGGCGACACUCUUGUGGUUCAUGUCAUCAACAACUCAACUUACAACAUAACUAUCCACUGGCAUGGAGUUUUUCAGAGGAAUAGCCCAUGGAUGGAUGGUGCGAAUAUGAUAACUCAAUGUCCGAUUCAACCAGGUUAUAACUUCACAUAUCGAUUCGAUAUCACUGGACAAGAAGGUACAUUGUUAUGGCACGCACACGUCGUUAAUCUGCGAGCCACUCUUCACGGGGCUAUAAUCAUUCGUCCCCGAUCUGGUCGUCCCUACCCUUUUCCUAAACCUUACAAAGAAGUUCCAAUCAUUUUUGCACAAUGGUGGAACGUAGAUCUUGCAGUUCUUCAGUUACGGCCAGCUCCGAUUGCCGAUGCUUUCCUCAUAAAUGGCCUCGCCGGAGAUACCUAUUCCUGCUCUAAGAACAGGAUGUAUAACCUCAAGGUAGUACAAGGAAAAACAUACUUGUUAAGGAUUAUAAAUGCGGCGCUCAACACUCACCUCUUCUUCAAAAUAGCCAAUCACAAUGUAACAGUUGUUGCUAUAGAUGCUGCCUACACAACUCCUUAUGUCAGCGACGUGAUGAUUUUGACUCCGGGACAAACGGUCGACGCACUUCUCACCGCCGACCAACCCAUUGGUUUGUACUACAUGACCAUUAGCGCUUACAUUAGUGCCCACCCUAUCGUACCGGUUCCCACUGAUAGAACCAUCAAUGGUCUGAUCGUAUACGAGGGUGCCGCAUUGAACACAUCUCCAGCAAAGACGACGAUGCCUGAAGGGAUGAACCAAAUAUCCACUGCUCAUAGAUUCUCCUCAAACAUCACUAGCCUUGUGGAUGGACCCCAUUGGACGCCGGUGCCUCGCCAUGUGGACGAGAAGAUGUUCAUAACGAUGGGGCUUGGUUUAGACCCAUGUCCCCUGGGUACCAAGUGUAUUGGACCCUUAGGUCAAAGAUAUGCCGGUUCUCUCAACAACCGUACUUUUGCAAUUCCGCAAACGCUUUCUCUUCAGGAAGCUUAUUUUUACAAUAUUAGUGGAAUCUACACAGAUGAUUUCCCCAACCAGCCACCGCUCAAAUUUGAUUAUACAAAUUUCGAAGUCAGUGGUGAUAAUGAGUACAAAAUGUUGUUUCCAGAAAGGAAAACUAGCGUCAAGAAACUUAAGUUCAAUUCUACAGUUGAGCUUAUUGUGCAGAACACAGGGAUAAUCACCUCUGAGAGCCAUCCUAUGCACCUUCACGGCUUCAACUUCUACGUGUUAGGUUAUGGAUUCGGUAAUUAUGAUCCAAUCAAUGAUGCAAGAAAGCUAAAUCUAGUCAACCCGCAAAUGCGCAAUACCGUCGGUGUACCACCAGGUGGAUGGGUUGUUCUCAGAUUUAUCGCUAAUAAUCCUGGUGCAUGGAUGUUUCAUUGUCACAUGGAUGCACAUUUACCUUACGGAAUUAUAAUGGCUUUCAUAGUCCAAAAUGGACCAACACCGGAAACAAGCUUGCAACCUCCCCCCUCGAAUCUUCCACAAUGCACUCGUGAUCCCAAGAUCUAUGAGUCUCCCACUACUAACGUUGAUUUGUCUUAUUAGAACUAAGUAGGCAGUUGUUAGUUUUUUUUGGUUUAUCCUUGUUUAUUUGGUUUUUUACAAUUUACAAAAAAAAAUUGGUUUUUCUUUACAUUUAUUAUAACUACCAAUCGUAGUUAUUAUUUCCGCUUCUGUUAAAGAAAUAAAUAAAAGUCGUUUG
Molecule: messenger RNA, 2367 nt
Organism: Brassica napus (rape)
Lineage: Eukaryota; Viridiplantae; Streptophyta; Magnoliopsida; Brassicales; Brassicaceae
Product: laccase-8-like
Exons: 6
Coding region: 387-2210 (607 amino acids)
Biological process (GO): lignin catabolic process
Cellular component (GO): apoplast
Molecular function (GO): hydroquinone:oxygen oxidoreductase activity; copper ion binding
Source: RefSeq, a predicted model, not a curated record